UAUGUCUGGCCCAAGGAGGCUUCCGUACAAGGCAUGCGACAACAGAAGGUCAAAGAUGGCAGCCUCCGUUCAGGGCCUCCAUAAAUGUCUAUUUUCCUCCAAGUUGUUAAGAAACACACAGCUCCGAAAUGAACGGUUCUUGUCCACGUCCGGGUGUCGCCCAUCUCCGGGAAACGACGACGGGCGGCCACCGAAAUUCACUCCUCCGCCCAAGCCUGUCAUCAUUGACAAGACGCAGAGUGUGGCAGCUCUGCGGAAGUUCCUGAGCCCAGAGUUCAUCCCACCCCGUCAGAGGACAAACCCGGUGAAGUUUUACAUGGAGAGGAAAGACAUGAUCCGCAGGAGGGGCGUGAUCAACCUUCCGGAAUUCUACGUGGGAAGCAUACUUGCUGUGACCAUGGCUGACCCAAAUGCCAGUGGCAAAUCAAACCGCUUUGUUGGCAUAUGCAUCCAGAGGGGUGGGAAGGGUCUCGGAGCAACUUUUGUCCUGAGGAACAUCAUCAAUAACCAAGGCGUGGAGAUCUGCUACGAGCUGUACAACCCGCGCAUCCAGGAGAUCCAGGUGCUGAAGCUGGAGAAGCGGCUGGAUGACAACCUGAUGUACCUGAGGGACGCCCUGCCGGAGUACAGCACCGUGGAUCCCGAAAUGAAGCCUUUGCCCAUCUCCCCCACUGGAGAGGUGCCAGUUAACACGCUCAAAGUGAAGAUGCGUCCGAGGCCGUGGUCCAAACACUGGGAGCGCCCCAAGUUCGACAUCCGGGGCAUCCGCUUCGACCUGUGCGUGUCGCCGGCCGGGUUGGAGUACGUUCAGAAGUGGGCGAGGCCUUGGCAGGAGUACGACAUGUUGCGGGAGUACGACACCUCUGAGAUAGAAGAGCAGAUCUCCAGCGAGAUCCAGCAGGAGACGAGCAAGUUGAAAACCUCCUGAGAUCUCAAGUUGUCCCAAAGACCCAACAGACUGGACUGAGAUUAUUUUUUUUUGCUUUAAGUCUGUUUAUGUGGAGUUGCUUAAACAAGUAUCUUUACACACAUGCAGAUAUUGUAUAAUAAAUGCCACUCAACAUUA
Phyllopteryx taeniolatus (common seadragon) is the source of this 1066-nucleotide messenger RNA. RefSeq names its product mitochondrial ribosomal protein L19 (gene mrpl19). Gene Ontology annotation, cellular component: mitochondrial large ribosomal subunit; ribosome. NCBI's taxonomy places the organism in Eukaryota, Metazoa, Chordata, Actinopteri, Syngnathiformes, Syngnathidae. The record is from RefSeq and is a predicted model, not a curated record. Gene Ontology annotation, molecular function: structural constituent of ribosome. Gene Ontology annotation, biological process: translation. The transcript is spliced from 6 exons. Bases 2 to 928 code for a protein of 308 amino acids.